Dovyalis caffra is the source of this 1440-nucleotide messenger RNA. Lineage: Eukaryota; Viridiplantae; Streptophyta; Magnoliopsida; Malpighiales; Salicaceae. The record is from the annotation of a GenBank genome assembly.
AUGAAGUAUAACCCCAGAGUCUCCUCUAGCAGGCGCAAGAACCGGAAGGCCCACUUCACGGCACCGUCCUCUGUACGCAGGAUCUUAAUGAGCGCCCCGCUCUCCACCGAUCUCCGCCAGAAGUACAACGUCCGAUCCAUGCCAGUCCGCAAGGACGAUGAAGUCCAGGUUGUUCGUGGGACCUACAAAGGACGCGAGGGCAAGGUGGUUCAAGUUUAUCGCAGAAAGUGGGUCAUCCACAUCGAGAGGAUUACACGCGAGAAGGUAAACGGGUCGACAGUUAAUGUCGGCAUCAACCCAUCGAAGGUCGUUGUUACAAAGUUGAGGCUUGAUAAGGAUAGGAAGUCUUUGUUGGAUCGCAAGGCAAAGGGUCGCGCUGUUGGAGAGAAAGAGAAGGGCACUAAGUUCACUGCUGAAGAUAUCAUGCAGAGUAGGGAAAUUGGGCAAUGUGUUUUUGUGGAUUCUGUAGAUUUGAAAGCUGAGAGAGAAGUAGUCAAUGCAGCAAAAAGAGCAGAGAGAAAGCUUCAUCUGAGUUAUAAACCUUAUGCACUUGGCACGAAGAGGACAAUUCCAGAGAAGAACAAGGCAAGUGAAGGAUCACCAUGGGAGUUUGUGGGUCUCUUGCCUCUUUUCGACCCUCCAAGGCAUGAUAGUGCUGAGACUAUCUGCCGAGCCCUUGGCCUUGGUGUCAAUGUUAAGAUGAUCACUGGAUACCUUUCCUUCUCCUUGGCCUCCUCCUCCCUCUUCCUCUUGUCCUUCUCUUCUCAUGGAUAUGAUUUCACUGGGCUACGGGGCUCAUUUAGUCACAGCCCGGAAUGCGGCAACUAUAACGUAGUUUGCAGAAGCAAACAAUUUCAAGAUGACACAAAAAGUAAAAUUCCAAAUGGUACUACAAACUGCAAUAAUCACACCGAAUCAAGCAAAGAACUGGUCCUAAGGGCUAAUAAAGGUGAGCCAUCAGGGUCGUGUCAGGAACAAGAGAAAUCUGGCGUAAGUUCUCAGUGCACUUCUAGCAGCAUUCCACAAGAACCAGAAUCAAAACCAAAGCCUAGGAUCCUUCUAGUGGAAGAUAACAAGAUCAAUGUAAUGGUGACGAAAUCAAUGAUGAAGCAGUUAGGCCAUACCACGGAUGUCGUGAACAACGGAGCUGAAGCUGUGCGUGCAGUUCAGUCCUGUUUUUACGAUCUCAUUUUGAUGGACGUCAGCAUGCUGGUUAUGAACGGCCUUCAAGCUACACAAUUGAUUCGUUCUUUUGAAGAAACUGGCAAUUGGGAUGCUGCUAUUACAGCUGGAAUAGAGCCAUGUGCACCAUCCUCAGCUUCAUUACAAGAUGGCCAGAUUUCUGUUCAUUAUGAUAAGCGGAUUACUAUAAUUGCGGGGAGCACUUCACUCUUAAUAGCCCUUAAAAGUUUGAUACCCAUUUGGUCUCCUGAUUCACUU